This is a messenger RNA of Cladophialophora immunda, 813 nucleotides long. RefSeq lists its product as uncharacterized. Gene Ontology annotation, molecular function: hydrolase activity. The transcript is spliced from 3 exons. NCBI's taxonomy places the organism in Eukaryota, Fungi, Ascomycota, Eurotiomycetes, Chaetothyriales, Herpotrichiellaceae. Bases 1 to 813 code for a protein of 270 amino acids. The record is from RefSeq and is a predicted model, not a curated record.
AUGUCGAACUGUUGCCAAGCAGGAAAGGCGGCUCCAGAUUCCUACAUCCCACGCGGGCAAUAUGCGAUCCUAGGCGGCGUUAUUUGUUACGUUAGUGACGGCGAACUGGACUCGCACGCUGGAAAAGGAGUUUUGCUGCUAUUGCCCGAUGGCUUCGGCCUGGCGAAGCACAAUCUGAUACUCGCAGAUACCUUUGCAAAAGAAGGAUGGCAAGUGAUCAUACCCGACUAUUUCGAAGGAGACCCGUUGCCUAUUCAAUUCCUCAAGCAGGAUCACUCUUUGUCCAUCGAUGAGCAACCAUGGCCCGAGGAAGAGAAGCAAAUCCUCCGGGACCUAGACUUUUCAUCCUGGCUUCAACGACACGACCAUGCGAAGGUCUCUGCCCUUCUCAACAACUUGGCCAGCCAUAUUAAAGGCCACUACCCCAAUGCUACAGUUGUCGGCGUAGGGUAUUGUUUUGGCGGCAAGCAUGUCCUGAGGUUGAGUAAGGACAUGCUGGCAGCGGCUGCUUGCUUUCACCCCAGCUUUGUGGAAGCCGAGGACAUGGAUGGCAUUCAGGCGCCUCUCUACAUCGGACUGGCUGAGAAGGAUGACAUGGUCCCUGCUUCACUACCCGAAGACCUUUGCCACUGGGCAAACAGCAGAAUGGGUCCGAAUGUACCCUUCAAGAUAGAGAGCUUUCCACAGAUGGGACAUGGAUUUGCUGCACGGCCUGAUACCGAUGACGGGAAUGUUCGUGCCCAGUACCAAACGGCAUUCAUUCGUACACUUGAGCACUUUAACGAGUUUACUCCCGGUAGAAAAACGCAUUAG